CUUCUGCCUCUCUGGUAAUAUGGUUUUUGUUGCCGUUUCCAUCGAGCCUGCAUGAAAGUGAACAGAUUUGUGAGAGAACGUCUGCUGUAAAUCAGUCAUGAGCUCCAGCCUGGUCAACUCUUUAGCCAAAGUCUAUGAUCCAAAGCCUCUUCAUGGUCAGAAGCCUGGUGGAAGGAAGCUCUCACUUAAUGGAUCAGACAAGUCCCAAGCUUCUUCUUCAUCAUCACCUUCCUCGCCCAAUCAUGACGCCACUCUGCGCUGCGUGGAGAGCAGAAUGGACUCACUGAGCUCCCAGAUGGAGCGCUUGCUCAGCAUGCAGCAGACCGUCUUGACCCGGCUGGAUGGCCUGUCCCUGGACGUCAGGGGCAUGGGUCGGGAUCUGGCCUCUAUGCGAGAAGAGGGCCACGGGGGCAGACGCGGGCCUGGGGCGGACACGGCGUGCAGAGAGCUGCGUGGGGCCGUGGAGAAGGCCGGCGAGUGGAUGGAGAGUCAGGGACGCAGGCUGGAAGGGGUGGAGAGGCUGGUGGAGGGCACCCAGCAGGUGAUCAGCUUCAUUGGGGAGGUGGUGAAGAGCUCCAGGCUGGUGGAGCUGCUCUUUAAACAGCCGGGAAAGAAGGCUAACAAGAAGGCAAAGGAUGACAAGGAUAAAGCCAAACUGAGCCUUAAGGGCUUGAAAGCCCAGAAGAAGAGGAGACCUACGGACACGUCAGACACUUCCUCGCUGAACGAGCCUGUGCUGCAGGAACAGGUGGAAAAGCUCAACAGGCAGAACGCUGAGCUUUCCAAUGGACAGGCAGAGGAUGACAGUCAGAUUGGGGAGGACCGGGGAAGUGGAGGAAAAAGACAGGAGUCGACGGAGCUGAUCCUGGAAGGUUCACACACCUCUACUGCCCAGUCAGAAAAGGAGAAAGAAGAGGAAGCGGAGGGGAGUGUCUUUGAGGAGUCAGAGGAAGAGGAGGAAAAGGCAGAAGAACAGGAUGUAAAAGUGGAGGAUGAUGGGACGGAAAAGAGUAAAGGAGAGGCAGAAGAGUCGGAAAAGGCCCCGAGUGCCAUCACAGAUAUCUGCACAACCUCUCUCCUACCACAGGAAAGCUGUGAGGAGGUCGGCGAUGUGGCCACUUGCAGCAAACGUCGUGUCACAGAAGAAGACCUGGUGAAGGACGACCUCAAGAAGAGCCGAGUGGAAGAGAGUGAAGCUGCUGACGGAGAGGUGGUGAAAGGCAGCGAGCCUCGGGCCUCCAAGUCUGACGAAGUAAAGGCAGAGGUGGAAGAGGAGGGGAAGGAGGAAGAGUCAGCGGUGAAGGAAUUUGUUAUUGACAUGAGCCCUCCACCGUUGGCACCUUUUGAACACCGCAUCGUGACUCCCAAACCCCAUCCGAUAGCCACCUAUUACACCAUCAACAGGGACGAGGUCCUGGGAGGGGGACGUUUUGGACAAGUCCACAAGUGCGUGGAGAACUCGUCUGGUAUGAUGUUGGCUGCCAAGAUCAUCAAGGCCAAGAGCCAGAAAGAGAAGGAUGUGGUGAGGAAUGAGGUCCAGGUGAUGAACCAGCUCAACCACGCCAACCUCAUCCAGCUGUACGCCGCCUUUGAGUCGCGCCAUGACAUCAUCCUGGUCAUGGAAUAUGUGGAGGGAGGGGAGCUGUUUGACCGCAUCAUCGAUGAGAACUACAACCUGACAGAGCUGGACACGGUGCUGUUUAUACGCCAGAUCUGUGAAGGGCUGCAGUACAUGCAUAAGAUGUACAUCCUACAUCUGGACCUCAAGCCAGAGAACAUUCUUUGUGUCAGCAGAGCUACUAACAAGAUUAAAAUCAUUGACUUUGGCCUGGCCAGGAGGUAUAAACCCCGGGAGAAGCUGAGGGUCAACUUUGGAACGCCUGAAUUCUUAGCUCCUGAAGUCAUCAACUAUGAGUUUGUUUCAUUCCCCACUGACAUGUGGAGCCUCGGUGUCAUCACUUACAUGCUGCUCAGUGGCUUGUCUCCGUUUCUGGGGGACGACGACAACGAGACACUGAACAACAUCCUGGCCUGCCAGUGGAACUUUGAGGAGGAGGAGUUCACGGACAUCUCCGACGAGGCCAAAGACUUCAUCACCCUUCUGCUGGUGAAGAGCAAGAGCUGGAGGAUGAGUGCAACAGAGUCCCUCAGACACCCCUGGCUGUCAGACCGGAGUCUGCAUCACCGACUAAGCCAGAAGAAAAACAAGUGCCACUCCACACAUGCUCCUUCUCCGGAGAGCCAGACAGAAACACUGUGAGGCCAUCAGCAUGCCUUUUUGACAACGUAGGGCCCUGGAGCUCAACACUGGACCAAUGCUGCUGUACCUGUAUGGCUACUGGAUAACUGCGCUCGCAUCCUCAUGUUAGCUUAGCUCCACAGCUUGUAGUUCUGACCUGAAUAGUCUGAGGCCCCCAGGAGAAAAACAGACUUUUCUUUUUAACGCUGCGGUGGAGGCACGAACCAUCUGCUAGCAUGCUUACUGUCAAUGUAGAGCACGAAACUUCCGACUGACCCAGCGAGGACUCGCUCGCUCUAUGGUGGUGUGUAGAACGACCCGUAUCGCAAUGGUGAGUCCAAAAUAAUAGAGACUAAAGACCUGAAUUACUUGUCACUUCUACAACUUCCACAUGUACCACUGAAAAGGUAAAGGAAAAACUGAAAAUCAGCAUCAGACAGACGCUGUUAUUCUCCCUCUGACAGUGAUCAGUUUGUCAUGUUUUGUUGCAUGUUUUGCACCUUUUGGCCUAUUUCUACAAGAUUUAUCAAACAACUUUAAGCAAAAAUAUAGACAGACUGCUAUUAUUUAAAUAAUAUAUUUUUGUGAAUACAGAUUUUUCUUUCUUUCUUUUAAUUUACAAGUCUUAUAAAAUGUUAUUCUUUCUUGAACAUAAGGUAAAAAUACAUGCAGAACUUGGUUGAAGUCACAGUCACACCACAUUAAUUUAUUUUGUACAGCAUAUAACACAACACUCUCAUUCCCCCUGAAAAGUGAGGAUAUCUCAAUGACUGAAUACUUCCUGGUUUCGAGCCCACAUUUCUGGUACAUUUCUACCGUAGACUGGAUCGCCUUCUGUUUGCGUUCACGCCACUAGCUCGCCUACGCUUCGGCAGUUUGGAGUAGCCCUCUCACCUUCCAUGAAGGCACAACGGAACAACAGAAUACUACCUACGAAUGAUUCAUGUUUAUGACUGAAGUGGAUUCAUAUGUUCAUUUAUUUGCUGGUUCAACACCAGACUGUACUUGAAGUGCAAAGCUUUUUAAUUCAAGAUGGGAUUUCUUUCAGGGGAGACAAACACGUAGUUCUGCACAUACCGUGUGUGUAAAUGCACAGUUGAGCUUGAUGGAGAGCCAACAGCAGAGCGGAGAAGACGUCAGCGGCGACUGAUUAAUUGUCCCGUUCUGUCUAAGAAAUGGGAAGUCGGAUGAACGUUCGUCGCUCAGUUGUUGGCCGCUCCAAUUAGAAAUGGAAAAGCUUUGUGAUUUUGAAUACUUGUUUAUUUGAAUUUAUGAUACCUUUUUUUCAAGUUUUCUUGUGUAACGAUGAGACAUAAUUAAAUGUAGAAUAUAAAUAAGCAAAUAAAUAAAGCACACUAGAAAACAUUUGCAGUGUUUCUUUGGAAAUAAAAAUGUAAUAUUAAAAUUCUGUGACCAUUUGCAUGAAAUAUAAACAAAAACCUAAAUGCAUACUGAAACUGUAAACAUGUAGGUCUAUCCACAUGUUAAUAAAGUGUAUAUUAGGUAG
Molecule: messenger RNA, 3746 nt
Organism: Sebastes umbrosus (honeycomb rockfish)
Lineage: Eukaryota; Metazoa; Chordata; Actinopteri; Perciformes; Sebastidae
Gene: mylk4b
Product: myosin light chain kinase family, member 4b
Exons: 13
Coding region: 98-2260 (720 amino acids)
Biological process (GO): positive regulation of apoptotic process; protein phosphorylation; intracellular signal transduction
Cellular component (GO): nucleus; cytoplasm
Molecular function (GO): protein serine/threonine kinase activity; ATP binding
Source: RefSeq, a predicted model, not a curated record